Messenger RNA from Podospora bellae-mahoneyi, 233 nucleotides. RefSeq lists its product as uncharacterized. The record is from RefSeq and is a predicted model, not a curated record. The transcript has 2 exons. The coding region runs from base 1 to 183 and encodes 60 amino acids. Lineage: Eukaryota; Fungi; Ascomycota; Sordariomycetes; Sordariales; Podosporaceae.
AUGGCUUCGGCAAUGGGAGAUGUGGCAGAGCAUACUCUUGACAGCUCCAAGACCGGUCCCGCUGUCAAUGCUGUGUUUUCGUGUCUUCCAUGCCGUGCUAGGGACGCCGUCGGUCCGCUCCAGUCCAACACAUUCGGAGUCCAUGGUGCCAUGGCCCAUGGGGGCUUUCCCCAACAAACCUAGAUGCAAGCCGGACAUUGAUGACGGCACGGAACCGAUCCUGUGAUCAGCCA